UUACUAGACUCCCAGGCAGCAAUAGAUCGGCUUCGACAUCAGGGAAUAAGCCCUGGACAGGGUCUAGCCAUCCGGGCCCAUAGAGCUGCUCAGGCUCUAGAAGCACGAGGCAGACAGACAACAAUCCAAUGGGUCCCUGGGCACCAUGGCAUUGAGGGGUAUGAGAGGGCAGACCAGGCGGCUAAGCGGGCGGCAGCAAAGACCCUCAGGGGAGGGCCUAGUGAGCUCUCUAUAGCCUAUACCAAUGGGGCUCGUACAGAAGCAAUCAGGGCUC
Rasamsonia emersonii CBS 393.64 is the source of this 274-nucleotide messenger RNA. RefSeq lists its product as uncharacterized. The transcript has a single exon. Gene Ontology annotation, molecular function: nucleic acid binding; RNA-DNA hybrid ribonuclease activity. NCBI's taxonomy places the organism in Eukaryota, Fungi, Ascomycota, Eurotiomycetes, Eurotiales, Trichocomaceae. The record is from RefSeq and is a predicted model, not a curated record. The annotation marks the transcript as partial.